AGCUAGUUCCUUUUAACUCGGAGCGGAAGGAUCUAAACAUGUCGUCUCCGUCGCGGGUGCUCGAUGCGUCCAGUCGGGUUCUGGUGGUGGGGGCAGGCCUGACCGGCAGCCUGUGCGCCUACCUGCUCAGGAAGGAGCUCAAGCACAAAAAAGUCCACAUCGUCGUCUGGGACAAAGCCCGCGGAGUCGGUGGAAGGAUGUCGACGUUCCGUCCUCCCGACCCGUCGUCCCAUUCGGCCGACCUCGGAGCCCAGUAUAUCUCGGCCACGCGCGAGUAUGCGCGCGCUCACCACAGCUUCUACUCGGAGCUGCUGGCGGCAGGCGUCCUGCGCCCGCUCGACUGCGCCGUAGAGGGCUUGCGGCACAAAGACGGCAACGUGGACUACGUGGCUCCGCUGGGCAUGAGCAGCGUGGUGAAGCACUUCCUGCGCCAGUCGGGAGCCGACUUAUGCCUGGAGCAUCAGGUGAGCGGUCUGUACCGCCACGGCGCCUCCUGGGAGGUCCGCAAGAAGCAAGGCGGGAGCCACAACUUUGACUCUGUGCUCUUGACCAUCCCCGUUCCGCAAAUUCUGCAGCUCGAAGGCGACCUGGGUGACGUUUUAUCUGUCCAGCAGAGAGAGCUGUUGCGCGGCGUGACGUAUUCCUCCCGUUUCGCCUUGGCGCUCUUCUUCCCUCCCGGGGCCGACGUGGGCGUGCCCUGGGCUGUCCGCUACUAUAACAACGGCGACGAUGACGAGGCCAAAGUCAUCUGCUACGCUUCCGUGGACUCCCGCAAACGCGGUGCAGAGGCGGACGCGGGUCCCGGGCCGUCAUUGGUGGUCCACACCGGCGUGCCCUUUGGCCUGCGGCACCUGGAGCGGGAUGCCGAGGAAGUGCGGCCCAUCAUCUUGCGGGAGCUCGAGCGGCUGGUCCCCGCGCUGCCUCAGCCAACGGGCGUCAAGUGCCACAAGUGGAGGUACUCGCAGGUGGCCAGCGCCGUGGCGGGCUGCCCGGGUCACAUGACGUUGUCGGAGCGGCCCCUGCUGGUUUGCGCCGGAGACGCCUUCACUCACUCCAACUUUGACGGCUGCCUGGUGUCGGCGCUGAGCACGCUCCGUGCCUUCCAAGACGUCUUGUGACCGCAAGCGCGGCUCUGACCGCGUGUGUCCGUGUACUGGACCGUGUCAAUAAAACAAAGGCGUUUGACUCCC
Messenger RNA from Syngnathus acus (greater pipefish), 1190 nucleotides. RefSeq names its product renalase, FAD-dependent amine oxidase (gene rnls). Lineage: Eukaryota; Metazoa; Chordata; Actinopteri; Syngnathiformes; Syngnathidae. Gene Ontology annotation, cellular component: extracellular region. Bases 39 to 1118 code for a protein of 359 amino acids. The record is from RefSeq and is a predicted model, not a curated record. The transcript is spliced from 7 exons. Gene Ontology annotation, molecular function: oxidoreductase activity, acting on NAD(P)H.